CUCCCCUUUAAACGCUGUGACUUUCUCUCUCGUUCUCUUUAUCUCUGAGCUCCACGCACUCGCUCCCACUCACUUGGACCUUUGCCUUCGCUGGAUCCCCGCUGGAUGGAUCCCCCGGCUCCCUCCACGUCGGAUCAUUGUUCCUGCUUUGAAAAAGAUUUUUUUCUUUCCUUUUGAGUAAAAACGCGUGGAAGUAGUUUCGUGGGCGGACACGAGGGAAGACGGAAUGAAGCGUGCAAAGUGGCUGAGGGGCUGAACACAAAAACACACUGGCUGUCUUUAGAACUCCAUUGAGGUUAAAAACAAAGCCGCUAUGGCCAAGUGGCUCAAAGACUACCUGAGUUUUGGCAGCAGGAAGGUUCCCCCACAGCCUCCCACGCCGGACUACACCGAGAGCGAGAUCCUAAAAGCCUACCGCCUCCAGAGGGACCUGGACUUCGAAGAUCCGUAUGAGGACUCGGAGAAUAGGCUCAGGGCUGAAUCUGGGACUUCUGAGCCCUCCACCCCAGUGUACGGCUCGCCCAUGAAGUCCUUGAGCAACAAUGUGAAAUCUCCCAAACACAGACUCAUCAAAGUGGACUCCCAGGACCUUGGGCGAACCAAGAUCCUGCUCAGUGCCAUCUCUUUGGAUGACCAGCAAGAACCUGCCGUGCCAUCUGCUCCACUGGCGGGGGACACAGAUUAUUCGGACCCCUUUGACGUUCGCUUGGACAUUCGACCAGAACCAGAUAUAAGACCGGUUCCCUCAGAGAACAAUAGCUACAUGGAACCAUAUGAGGCCCAGCGAGUCAUAACAGAGCUGCAGCGUGGCUCAGGUGGAGGACGAGCACGGGGCGGGCUACAGCUGUAUGACACCCCUUAUGAAGACAAGCGAGGCCAACGUCCAGGCUUCACAUUCGGAGAAGCUCAAGAAGAGGGCAAGGAGGUCAGCAGACUCCCGCAAGAUGACGAGAGACCCGCAGAUGAGUAUGACCAACCUUGGGAAUGGAAGAAGGAUCAUAUCUCCAAAGCUUUUGCAGUGCAAUUCGACGGACCCGAAUGGGACCGCUCGUCAUCACCGACCGAGCGCUUGCGUCCUCCAGGGCCCAGGUCCAGCCCAUUAAUGGGUGGCGGAGUGAAGUUUCGAAUGCCCCAGGAGGUUCUCACCAUGGUGGGGGAGAGAGUGGACCCAACACAGCCCCUGGAGAAGCAAGUGUGGUACCACGGUUCACUGUCUCGGUCUGAGGCCGAGUCGCUGCUCACGUUGAGUAAAGAGUGUAGCUACCUGGUGAGAAACAGCCAGACCAACAGAUGUGACUACUCGCUAUCCCUAAGGAGCUGCCAGGGUUUCAUGCACAUCAAGUUCACGCAGUGCAAGGAUGGCAAGUACGUGCUGGGACACAACAGCCCGCCGUUCGACUCCAUCCCUGAGCUGGUGCACUUCUACACGACGCACAAACUCCCCAUCCGUGGCGCCGAGCACCUGUCGCUGCUCUUUCCUGUGCUGGUGCAGACGCUCUGACUCUGAAAAAGUUUUUGUUGAGAAACUUCAAACUCAUUCAUCUGGGUUAUUUUUGGACUGGACCUUUCACUGCUGUUCUGCCUGUGCCAAGCAUUGCUAACAUCCAAGGAGAUGGAUUCACCGAGAAGCCAGUACCUGAACUCUUCUUUCCCUCUCUUGCUCUUUGUCAUCUCCAUGGUAAACCAGGGGUGACGGACUUCAGGACAUCAGAAAUUUUCAUUUUCUUUUUUUUUUGGAGGGGGGCACAUCUGUCACAGAUUAAAAAGUCAGUGGCACCUUGGAAGAAGUAGGUCGAGGUUCAGUUUGCAGAGGAGAGCCUGCCGAAGAAUGAGAUUCAAUUACUGCUGUUCCACCAAAAAUAGCCACCCCAUUAACACUGGUUGAAUAUUCUUAUUGUCAUAUUUUUCACAUUUAUACUAGGAUCAAUAAAUGGAACUAUAGAGAUGAUGGGUGCGUUUUUU
Messenger RNA from Corythoichthys intestinalis (scribbled pipefish), 1962 nucleotides. It is a transcript of the gene shdb, whose product is annotated as Src homology 2 domain containing transforming protein D, b. NCBI's taxonomy places the organism in Eukaryota, Metazoa, Chordata, Actinopteri, Syngnathiformes, Syngnathidae. Bases 314 to 1501 code for a protein of 395 amino acids. Gene Ontology annotation, molecular function: phosphotyrosine residue binding. The record is from RefSeq and is a predicted model, not a curated record. The transcript has 7 exons.